Messenger RNA from Hemicordylus capensis (graceful crag lizard), 2397 nucleotides. Its product is annotated as vomeronasal type-2 receptor 26-like. The record is from RefSeq and is a predicted model, not a curated record. Gene Ontology annotation, molecular function: G protein-coupled receptor activity. Gene Ontology annotation, cellular component: membrane. The coding region runs from base 1 to 2397 and encodes 798 amino acids. Gene Ontology annotation, biological process: G protein-coupled receptor signaling pathway. Lineage: Eukaryota; Metazoa; Chordata; Lepidosauria; Squamata; Cordylidae. The transcript is spliced from 5 exons.
AUGCCUCUUGACCAACCUCCCAAAGCAGAUCAUAUUUUCUACACAAACACCAUGCUUAAACUCCAUCAACAUAUCCUGACUUACUUGUUCACCAUUGAAGAGAUUAACAAGAAUCCCAAGCUCUUACCCAAUAUCAGCCUUGGCUUCCAUGUGUUUGAUGAUUACUUUAAUAACCAGAUCACAUACCAGAACACCAUUCAUCUACUCUCCAGUGGGGAUAGAAGAAUCCCUAAUUAUAGAUGUGAGAGGCAGGACCACCUCUUAGCCAUCAUUGGGGGACUCACCUCUGAAACCUCCAUUGCCAUGGCAACUGUCUUGGGCAGCUACAAGAUUCCACAGAUCAGUUAUGGUUCCUUUGCUCAUGAACUGAGUGACAAAUUUCGAUACCCCUUUUUAUAUCGGAUGGUUCCUAACCACCACCUUCAGUUAUCAGGGAUAGUGCAAUUACUUCUGCAUUUUCAGUGGAAUUGGAUUGGGAUUGUUUCUUUUGAGAAUGAAGCUGAAGAUUAUUUUCUUCAAAGUAUUACAGCCUUGUUCACCCACCAUGACAUUUGUACUGAUUUCAUACUAAGAUUACCAUAUAUUACUUUUGGUGAGAAGUACGAAGCGCGACUCUUCAUGCAAACUAUGCACUAUGAACCAUUGAUCAAGAGCAGUGCAACUGUUGUUGUUAUCUCUGGUGAUUGUUAUGCCUACUUAUUCUAUCAAUUUAUUCCAAGUGGGAAAGUGUGGAUCUCAACGGCCCAGUGGGAUUUCACGGCAGCAUAUGUAUCAGAGAAGUUCCAUGGUGCUUUCUCCUUCUCGGUUCAUUCUAAAGAGGUGCCAGCAUUCACGGAAUUUCUCAAGAACAUGGACCCUGGGUCGACUGAAAGUGAUUGCAUUAUUCAGAGGUUUUGGCAAAGUAUAUUCAGCUGCUGGACACCAAUAUGUAAUUAUUCUAUGUUCGACCAAAAAUGUACAGGAAAUGAAAAGUUAGAAGAUGUGUCUGAAUAUUUUGAAUUGAGCAUGAGCGGCCAGAGCUACAGUAUCUAUAAUGCUAUCUAUGUUGUGGCUCAUGCUUUACAUGAUAUGCUUUCAUCAAGCUCCAAUGAUAAAGCAAUGAAGACUAAUGAAGACAAACUGAAUAUGUGGAGACAGUAUAUGGAGAAUGAAGACAAACUGAAUACAUGUAAUCAGCAGCCUUGGGAGCUUCACCCAUACUUAAGCAAUGUCCGGUUUAACAAUAGUGCCGCAGAUGAGGUGUUUUUUGACAAGAAUGGGGAAUCUGCAGUAGGAUAUAACAUUAUCAAUUGGAUCAUUUUACGAAAUAAAACAUUUACAAAAAUACAAGUGGGAAGAAUGGAUCCCCAAGCACCUUCUGGCAAAGCAUUUAAGAUUGAUGAGAACCUCAUUCAGUGGCCGACUGGAUUUAAACAGGUGGGAAAAUUUGCUGACUGGUGCCAUGUGGCAAAGAACAAUGAGAAGAUGAAUGCCAAGACAUGUGAACAGUGUCCAGUCAAUGUAUACCCUAACAAACAGAAGACUCGAUGCAUUCCUAAGGUUAUAACCUUUCUAUCCUAUGAAGAACCUCUGGCAACUAUUUUGGUUUUCUUUGCCGUUCUGUUUUCCUUGAUGACUCUUUUGAUUCUGGGGAUUUUCAUUAAGCACCACAAUACACCCAUAGUCAAAGCCAACAACCAGGGAUUAACCUACGUUCUUCUCAUCACCCUCAUGCUCUGUUUUCUCUGCUCAUUCCUAUUCGUCGGAAGGCCUGGGAAGAUAUCCUGUCUUCUUCGACAAACAGCUUUUGGCAUCAUCUUUACAAUGGCUGUUUCAUGUGUGCUGGCAAAGACCAUCAUUGUACUUCUGGCUUUCAUGGCUACAAAACCAGGAAGCAAAAUAAGAGAAUGGGGAGGAAGGAGAUUAUCAGUAUCCAUUGUCCUUUCCUGUUCUCUUAUUCAAGCUGGGAUCUCUGCAGUUUGGCUCGGAACCUCUCCCCCAUUCCCAGAACAUGACAUGCACUCACAGCUUGGACACAUCAUUGUGCAAUGUAAUGAAGGCUCACUCACCAUGUUCUAUAGUAGUCUGGCUUUCAUGGGUCUUUGGGCUAUGGCCAGUUUUGUUGUGGCUUUUCAUGCUAGGAAUCUGCCAGACACUUUUAAUGAGGCCAAGUUUAUCUCCUUUAGCAUGAUGAUAUUUUGCAGUGUGUGGGUAUCAUUUGUUCCAACCUACCAAAGCACCAAAGGCAAAUACAUGGUGGCUGUGGAGAUCUUCUCCAUCUUGCUCUCUACGGCAGGACUACUCACUCUAAUAUUUUUUCCUAAGUGCUAUAUUAUUGUUGUAAGGCCUGAUCUGAACACCAGGAAGGAGUUAAGGAAGAAAACAAUCUCCAGUGAACAAUUCCUAUCUGCUCCCUAG